This is a messenger RNA of Ostreobium quekettii, 2448 nucleotides long. NCBI's taxonomy places the organism in Eukaryota, Viridiplantae, Chlorophyta, Ulvophyceae, Bryopsidales, Ostreobiaceae. The record is from the annotation of a GenBank genome assembly.
AUGGACCCCGUUGUGGCGGACGGCGAUUGGUUGAAGGCCGAGCUCACCAAACUGCUUGGAUGGGAUCAAUGCGUGGUGGAGGGAGUACUGGCUGCGAUCGACGCGGCGGAUACGCGUUGUGACGCGGACGAAAUUGUUACGAACUACAUGGAUGACAGCAGUGCUGCUCGUUCCCUCGUCCAUCGCUUCCUUGACCACAAGGCAAGGGUUUUGGAAGCAGCAGAGUCAUCGGCUGGGCCACAUAACUCUGAUCACAAGGGAACAGGAAAGGCUUCUCACAACAGGCAGGCUGGUGGGCGCAAAGGAGAAAAUGCAGCUGGGGCUGGGAAAUCAGAGAGCGGGACAUCCGUGCAGUCCUCGCGAAGGAAUGCUGCUGGGUCCAAUACACACAGCCAAUCAAGGGGCGAAGGACCCAGCAGUAUUGCCAAGCAGCAAAAGUCGAACAAGGGCCACGUGUCAGAGGCACCGAAUGGGGCACAUGUGGUGGCACCUGUGCAGUGGGCGACUUCCCAGGCAUCAACAGCUGCAAGUUCCGUUGCCCAGCAAGGCACCAGCAGGGGUAAGCAAGCAGGACCCAAAGGAAAAAGAAGGGGGAAUGGCGGCCUUGACAAGCUCCAACUGACAUUGACAGACUCCAUAGAGAGGAAGGUUGCAAAUUGCUUGAAGUGCGGGAAGAUCUACGACUGCAGAAAAAUGUCGGAGGCCAUCAUCAAGUUCCUUGAAUCGGGGGGUAUCUGCUCGUUUUGUGGCAACCAGGUGACCCUGACCAGCAACGGGGAAACUGUGAUGCCACAAACUGCCACUGGGAACCAACUGGUUGAUCUCCAAAAUAGCAAAGGAGUCUCAGCGGCUGAGGCUGGAGAAAGCAAUCAAGAGGCAUCGAGCAGCGUUUCUGUCUCGAAGAUGGAUGAGGCUGCCUCCAGAGCGGCUGAAUUCAAGGAUCGCCUCGUGGAAUAUGACAGGAAUGCUGCCAAGAGGACAACAGUCAUUGACGAUCAAAGCGACUACUUUGAGGUGGAUUCGAACGUGUGGCUUUCUGAGCAGGAACGCAGGGACCUGCGCCAGCGCCUGGAUCGGGAGCAAGAGCUGGAGAAUUCACGGAGGAGAAACGUGCGCUACACAAUCGACAUUGUGGGUCGGAAAGUACUAAUUGCUGAAGAGAGCAAGCCUUCCCAGGAUGCUCAAACUGCAUCUGAGGCGGCUUCUAGGGCUGCAGAGGCCACGCUGCAAGAAGCACCGCAGGGUGGGGGAGCAGCUGCAGCUGCAGCGCUCGACACUGCGGCCAGGGCUGGCACAGCGAGCGUUCCAUCUGUCACCACCUCUGGCACUGCCCCAGCUUUGAGGGAUCUCCGAGCAGGCCCCAACCCCAAUCUCCCCAUGCCCGCUCCCCUUUUCCUUCCCAGGCAUCAAGACGCUCAAAAUGGCGCCAAGGCAAGGGGGUCGCAAACGCAGUCCAGGGGAACCCGACCAGGUGGCGGUUGGCGUGUGCCAAGCAGUGGACGGCUGCAGCAUGAUGACAUUUUCGCUGAUUUUGAACAGGAGACUGCCGUUGAGGUGCUGUAUGACAACCUAGGCCAGGUCCCUGAGUUGCAGGCUCCAGAGGCGCCCUUCAACCUGUGCCCACCUCGAGCAGAUGAUGCCUAUCUGCCAGAAGUUGUGCGCCCUGUGUCUGCAGCACCCCAGCAGUCCAUCAACGCGAAGCUCAGGAGUGUGUUGAUGCCAUCAUCGCAAAAGGACUCAUCGCCUUUCUCUGGACCCCCACCGAAGCUUGUCCCCCUUGAUCAGCUGCCCGACGGCAUGGCGCUGCUCAGAGGCUGGCUGGACGUUGACACUCAGGUCAAAAUUGUCCAGUGUUUUCAUAAGCUGGGGAUGGGUGAGGGGGGCUUCUACACUCCCACAUAUGCUGGCGGUGCAGAGUUGCAUGUUCGGAUGAUGUGCUUGGGCAAGCACUGGGAUCUCAGGGACCGUGUUUAUUCCGAUGUACGGUCAAUUGAUGGCUCAAGGAUUCCACCGAUUCCUCCCUGGCUGGCAAAGCUUGUUGCAGAUUGCCUGUCUGAUGCAUCAGCAGCCAGGAAGCAGGCCUUCCCCAAGAUGGAGACCAAUGUUGCUAUUGCUAACUUUUACGCAAGCGAUGGGUACCUUGGGUUGCAUCAGGACAAAGAGGAAGGGAGGAGAAGCUGCCGUGCUGGGGUUCCAGUGGUGUCAUUUUCGAUUGGGGCGUCGGCUGACUUCGUGUUCAACAACGUGCAAAGCAUGCAGGGAGCCUCGUACGUCGAGCUUCAGUCUGGGGAUGCGUUGGUGUUUGGUGGACCCAGCAGGAUGAUCUAUCACGGCGUUUCAAAGGUGUACCCCGAGAGGACGUGUGAGGAGGUUGUGAGGAGAACCGGCCUGCUUAGUGGGAGGUUGAAUUUGACAUUUAGGCAGUACAUUCCUGACGACGAGGCCUAG